AUAGCUCCGGUUCCUCAUCUCCAAUACUCCACUCUCCAACCCAUCGAAACUAAUUAUCAGAGUAAAAGCUCACAGCCAUGGGGAAAGAUUCCAAGCCCAAGGAUAGCAAGGGAAAGGGUAAACAGGCAGCCGGUGGAAGUGAUGACACUGGUUCAAAGGGUAAAGGAAAAGGUGGAAAGGGAGAUGGCCUUGGAACCUGUACAUAUGUGAAAGCAAGGCAUAUCCUAUGUGAGAAGCAGUCUAAGAUUAAUGAAGCAUACAAGAAGCUACAGGAUGGCUGGUUGGACAAUGGAGAUAAGGUUCCACCGUCUGAGUUUGCCAAGCUAGCUGCAGAAUAUUCAGAAUGUCCAUCAGGGAAGAAAGGCGGAGAUCUUGGAUGGUUUCCACGUGGCAAAAUGGCUGGCCCAUUUCAGGAAGUUGCCUUUAACACAACUAUUGGAGCUACGAGUGCACCAUUCAAAUCAACGCAUGGGUACCAUGUUAUUCUGUGCGAGGGAAGGAAGAACUGAUAUAUAUUUGACCUUCAAAUCAAGCUGGUUGUGGAAGCCACAAAAAUAGAGAUACUCAUGUAUUUGGCCAUCUGAUACUCAAUGCCAUAACUGUUUAAGACCAUUGCCUGUGACUAUGCAUACUUUCUUACAUAUGUUGUCCAUAAGAUAUAAUCUGGUAAAUCUCUUCCCCUGAAGCGAUUUCCCCAGAAUGAUGCUUGUGGGAAAAAAACCUUUAUGGGAUUGUUUAGAACACGAGUCUUGUCAUAUUCAACGCUUUCCCCAAUUAAGAUGGCCUUAAUUUCUGAUG
Ipomoea triloba (trilobed morning glory) is the source of this 798-nucleotide messenger RNA. Its product is annotated as peptidyl-prolyl cis-trans isomerase NIMA-interacting 4. Bases 78 to 509 code for a protein of 143 amino acids. Gene Ontology annotation, molecular function: peptidyl-prolyl cis-trans isomerase activity; DNA binding. The transcript has 5 exons. The record is from RefSeq and is a predicted model, not a curated record. Gene Ontology annotation, biological process: rRNA processing. Lineage: Eukaryota; Viridiplantae; Streptophyta; Magnoliopsida; Solanales; Convolvulaceae.